Triticum aestivum (bread wheat) is the source of this 2029-nucleotide messenger RNA. RefSeq names its product carotene epsilon-monooxygenase, chloroplastic. Gene Ontology annotation, molecular function: iron ion binding; heme binding; carotene epsilon hydroxylase activity. The transcript has 10 exons. The record is from RefSeq and is a predicted model, not a curated record. Gene Ontology annotation, cellular component: chloroplast. NCBI's taxonomy places the organism in Eukaryota, Viridiplantae, Streptophyta, Magnoliopsida, Poales, Poaceae. Gene Ontology annotation, biological process: carotenoid biosynthetic process. Bases 117 to 1769 code for a protein of 550 amino acids.
UCUUCCUUGUCUCAAAGAAAAAAAAAACAUCAUCCUCUUCCUCUUCUCUCUUCUCUCUGUCACACACCCAAACCCAACCCAACCCAAAGUAACAGUAGCCCGCGGCGGCCUGCGCGAUGCCCGCCGCGGCAUUCGCCUCCGCGCUCGCGUCUCCUCCUCCGCCGUGGGCCCCACGACUGCCUCCUCGGCACGCUAGCCUGCGCCUGCUCCCGCCAAGGAGCAGCAGCAACAACAGCGGCGGCGGCGGAGGGGACAAGCCCACCACCUCGUGGGUCAGCCCCGACUGGCUCACGUCGCUGUCCCGCUCGGUGCUCGGCCGGGGGAACGACGACUCGGGGAUCCCCGUCGCCUCCGCCAAGCUCGACGACGUGCAGGACCUCCUCGGGGGCGCGCUCUUCCUGCCGCUCUUCAAGUGGUUCCGCGAGGAAGGGCCCGUCUACCGCCUCGCCGCGGGGCCGCGCGACUUCGUCAUCGUCAGCGACCCCGCCGUAGCCAAGCACGUCCUCCGCGGGUACGGCACGCGGUACGAGAAGGGGCUCGUCGCCGAGGUCUCCGAGUUCCUCUUUGGCUCUGGGUUCGCCAUCGCCGAGGGAGCGCUCUGGACGGUGAGACGUAGAGCAGUUGUACCAUCUCUACACAAAAAAUUUCUCUCAGUAAUGGUUGAUAAAGUGUUCUGUAAAUGUGCUGAGAGAUUGGUGGAAAAGCUCGAGACUUAUGCUUUGAGCGGUGAACCUGUUAAUAUGGAAGCGAGGUUUUCUCAAAUGACAUUAGAUGUGAUUGGUUUAUCCUUGUUCAACUACAACUUUGAUUCCCUCACAUCAGAUAGUCCUGUUAUUGAUGCUGUUUACACUGCACUCAAAGAAGCUGAGGCUCGUUCUACAGAUCUUUUACCAUACUGGCAGAUCGAUUUGCUGUGCAAGAUUGUUCCUAGACAGAUAAAAGCAGAAAAAGCAGUUAACACAAUAAGGAAUACCGUUGAAGAGCUAAUUACAAAAUGCAAGGCAAUCGUAGAUGCUGAAAAUGAACAGAUUGAGGGUGAAGAAUAUGUAAAUGAGGCAGAUCCUAGCAUCCUGCGGUUUUUACUUGCUAGCCGUGAAGAGGUCAGCAGUUUGCAGUUACGUGAUGAUCUAUUGUCAAUGUUAGUUGCUGGUCAUGAAACAACAGGUUCUGUACUGACAUGGACUAUUUAUCUUCUCAGUAAGGAUCCAGUAGCACUAAGGAAAGCCCAAGAUGAGGUAGAUCGUGUUCUACAAGGUAGACUCCCCAGAUAUGAAGAUGUAAAAGAGCUGAAGUACUUGAUGCGCUGUAUCAAUGAGUCCAUGCGGCUAUACCCACAUCCUCCUGUGCUGAUACGGCGUGCACUAGUUGAUGAUGUGCUUCCUGGAAACUACAAGGUUAAAACUGGUCAAGAUAUUAUGAUUUCUGUGUACAAUAUACACAGAUCGCCCGAGGUAUGGGACAGAGCAGAUGAAUUCAUCCCAGAGAGAUUUGAUUUGGAGGGUCCCAUUCCAAAUGAGUCAAACACCGAUUUCAGGUUUAUCCCUUUCAGUGGAGGUCCUCGAAAGUGUGUUGGAGAUCAGUUUGCUCUUUUAGAAGCAAUCGUGGCACUUGCAAUUGUCAUACAAAAGGUGGACAUUCAGCUUGUGGCAGAUCAAAAAAUCAGCAUGACCACUGGGGCCACCAUCCAUACAACCAAUGGACUGUAUAUGAAUGUAAGUCUGCGUAAAGUUGAGCAAGAAGCUGACUUAGCACUGAGUCCAUCGGGCUAGACAAAAGCAAAGCAAAACAAGGUGGGAUUAGUACCGGCAGAGGCAACGGAAUUGUCAAUACGUGAGGUGCCUCUGCAAAUCAAUUUGGACAUGUUUGGAAUAUUUCCUUGUCCAGAAAUUUUGACCCGACUAAAUGUUCCCUACUUGUAUCUUUUCAGCAGGUUCCAGCUAUCAUUGGCUAAUAGGUUGCGUAAACUGUAAAGAAAUGGAUCAUUGACUUGCUGAUUUUGACAGUUAAUGUAAAUCGGUAGUACCUUGUC